Molecule: messenger RNA, 3939 nt
Organism: Aureobasidium pullulans EXF-150
Lineage: Eukaryota; Fungi; Ascomycota; Dothideomycetes; Dothideales; Saccotheciaceae
Exons: 2
Coding region: 1-3939 (1312 amino acids)
Molecular function (GO): guanyl-nucleotide exchange factor activity
Source: RefSeq, a predicted model, not a curated record
AUGACCAUUGCAAACAUCAUCAAUGAGUACAGCGAUGAAAGUGAUGUUGAGGCCUUGGCCGGUUUGGAGGCGAUGCGUAUGGCCGAAGCCCAGGAAGCUGACGCGAACAGCAGAGGUAGUGCUCUCUUUGGUUACUAUGGCUCCUCAUUGGCGAACCUGAAUGAGACCGAUGAUACUGAGGUCCCCAUGGAUAUGAGUACGCUCAGCGGAGGCUAUGAUGCCCAUAUGUCCUACGGAGGCGAUCCGAACACUCUGGCUGCAGGUCCCGACGCGAAUGGAUCCAAUUCAUUGUCAGCAUCAAACUCAAUGCGCCGAUCUGUCGGUUCCAGUAACCAGGAGAGCAUGUAUGAGCACGGUAUGAACCUCCAGUCCCGUGCACCACCAGUAGCCCGCGUGGAUGCCGGGGGUACUGGAGGACUGACGGAUCCUGAUGCUCUCAAUCGGAGACAGAGCUUUGACGAAGGCGAUGAAUACAGCCUCACGGAUGACAUUGCACAACCUGGCGAGCCUCCGGACAUGUUUUUCCAUCCCGGUCACUCUUCUCAAAGUCACGAUAGGCCUCUUCCACCCCCUCCAAUCGUUUCCGAAAAUGCAGUCCCACGUCUAAACACAAGUUUGCUCCACCAACGCUCGAAUUCGCUCUCUCAACCGCAGUACCGUAUGACGCCCGAUAAUUACACGCCAUCCACACUGGACUCUGGCGCUGGUACGUUUCCACGGUCUGCAUCGCUUCUCAACCAUAGUCAAACACCACAAGUACACCAGCCAGCGAGGUCCAAGACGGAUGCUGAGGAACGAAGACUCAAGCAAGGAUACCGAGGUUCUAUUUACAAUACUUUCGAUUCGACACCUGCCGCAAGCACUGUCGCUCUUGAUCUGCCUAGUCUGCCUACCAAGCGCUUCAAUCCUGCUAAGCUUGGUGGAUCCGACUUCAAAAAGUGCGAAGAACCUUGGGCAUUGAGUUCGAUUCUCCAGUGGUUAUUCCUCGUCGCGGAUCCUGAAAAGAUGACCGAGUUGAAGGAAUCUAUGGUCAAGGAAGCUCUUGUUGCUCUCUUCACCAACAAGGUUCCUACCAUGAAUAUUGCUGAUGCUGAGGUUUUGAGUAAUCGUGUCGUCGAGAACAUGUAUGCGGCAAAGACAUUGAUUGUCGUUGAAGAGUGGGUCAGACUCAACCCAGGACACAUGAGUGGUGUCAUUUUCCAGUUGACGCUCAACGGAUGCUACUCGCAUACUGUCCACAACCAUAUCUUCCCAGGUCGUUGCUAUGCUCACCAUUGCCAACGCACUCUGAAGAAGGUCAAUCUACAGGCCGUCUCAACUCGGGCUUCUGAGGACUGGGCAACUUUCUACAAGCUCAAGAAAGAGGACGUUGAAGGCCACGACAAAAAGGAGAUUGAGUUGCAAAACAAUUUACACGAAAUCGUACAGACCGAAGAGGGUUUUAUGGAGAACCUCGACGUCAUGAUUCGUCUUUACCGCGAUCCUUUGGCUACCGCAAACCCAUCUAUCAUCAGCCCCAACCGCCAGGAGAGAUUUUUGCGCGACGUCUUUGGUAAAUUGGAUCUGGUCAAGAAAGCGAACGUCGAGCAUCUCUUGCCACAACUCAAAUACAGACAGCAAGAACAAGGACCAUGGGUCAAAGGCUUCAGCGACAUCUUCAGGCAAUGGAUCCGCAAGGCCAAGACCGCGUAUAUCGAAUAUGCUACCGGAUUUCCUAGCGCUAACUCUUUGAUGCGACAAGAGCUGGAGAAAAACAUCAGCUUCCGUAAUUUUGUGGAAGUAGCAAGAGUCAAUAAGCUGUCCAACAAGCUCGGAUGGGACAACUAUCUUAAGGCUCCUAUCACAAGGUUACAGCGUUACAGCUUGCUUUUACAAACGGUUCACAAGAAUAUGCUGCAGGAUUGCGAGGAAAGAACAAAUCUGGCUACUGCAAUAGAGGAGAUCCGGGCUGUGACUCUGGAGUGCGAUUCACGUGUUGCCGACCAGCAAAGAAAGGUCGAUCUCUCUGAUCUAAGUCAAAAGCUCAUGCUGAGACCUGGAAUGGCAUCCGAGGUUGAGCUCAACUUGACGUCCAUUGGACGAGAGUUGAUUUACCAAGGAGACCUUCAGAGAAUGGGUACCAGCAGAUUCACGUGGCUAGAAUGUCAUGCUCUUCUGUUUGAUCACUAUCUCGUCCUCGCAAAGGCUAUCUCAGUGUUGCAAAAAGGUGCUCCAAACAAAGUGGAAAAGUACGACGUCUCGAGAUUGCCGAUUCCAAUGGACUUGCUAGUUUUGGAGAACAUAAACGAGGAUGCAGUGGUCCGAUCUUCAUACGUCAAAGGCAUCACAUCCGUCACUCCUCUGCAGGCAAGGCCACCGCCGUCGAGUCCGGAUUUGAACAAGAUGGCUCGCAUCACGACAGCCCAAUCGGCUCAUCCCACUCUGGCCUCCGUCAACACGGGCUCGUCAAUGACAAGUCUGAACAGCGUCGCUUCUGCGCCCUCCAAGAUGUCCAGCACCACUGUUCUUGAUGGCAACAAAGAUUCGGAAAAGAUUAUGUAUCCAUUCCGCAUCAAGCACUUGGGUAGCAAAGAGCCAUACACUCUCUUCGCAGCCACAGCUGGUAGCAGAAGUGACUGGUACAACAAAAUUAUCGAGGCUAAGACCAAACACGCUGCUGCCCUCUUUGCCCAAAAUGCGGAGCCCUUCCGGCUCAGGGUCAUUGCCGAUUCUGCCUUCUACUACGACUCGAACGCGAAUCCCAAAGACCAUCUUGGGGUCAGUAUGGGCGGAAAACCGGUCAUCAUCAAAGGCACGCCCCUCGAUCGUGCUGUCAAGGAAGUCGAGCACAGAUUUCAAGCCACAGGUCGUCCAGCUCCAAUCUGUAGAGCGCGAGUCAACUGUGCUACCAGCUUUACAACCUCUUAUCCUGGCACGAAACACAUGGUUGCAGUCGGUACUGACUUUGGUGUCUACUGCUGCGAGAUGGACAACCCCAGAGGCUGGUUCCGCGCAAUUGCAGGCACGAAAGUCACACAGGUCGCAGUGCUUGAGGAAUUUAACUUGUUCUUGCUCCUUGCUGACAAGAUACUCUACGCGCAUCAUCUCGACGUAGUCUGUCAGCCUCUUGCCACCAGUGCUGCCGAGACAUCAUCUUCGCGCAAGGCACCGCAAAAACUCUCAGGCAGCAGAGAUGUAGGCUUCUUUGCUGUCGGUCGUAUGAAGGAUCGUACGCUGGUGUUUUACAAGAAAAGAGACGGUAUCUCAUCGACAUUCAAAGUGUUGGAGCCCAUUUACCAGAAGUCAACUGAGAAGAAACGCGGCAUAUUUAAGCGCGGAAAUACUGAGUUCUUCCGUGACUACGACGACUUCUACAUCGGCACUGAAUGUCACGGCAUGAACCUCUUCCACAGCAGUCUUGCCAUCAGCUCAGACAAGGGCUUUGAGGUACUAACAUUGGACAAGAAACAGCCAUGGAGCGUACCAGACUGGAAGGCGCCGGAAGUUAGUAACAUCCUGCGACACGUCGAGAAGCAAGAGACCUUGGGCAUGCUCCGACUCAACGAUCAAGAGUUCUUGCUCUGCUACAACCUCUGCGCGGUCUACGUGAACAAGCAUGGCGAAAUCAGUCGUUCAGUCGUCAUGAACUUUGUCGCCAACGCGAAGAGCGCUGCCUUGUACGGUCCCUACUUGGUUCUGUUCGACAAUGAAUUUGUCGAAGUGCGCAAUGCGCAAAAUGGUCGCCUGAAACAAAUCAUUGCUGGAAAAGACAUCAAAUGUCUUGAUGAUGGCGGUGGUGGCACAUUGAGCGGCGGCAGUACUAACACUGGCGUCGUCAAUGGUGUACCUGUCGGCUACGGUGCUGCUAGCCGUACCAUCAAGAUCGUCAUGCAGCAUCCCGCACUCGAGAAGACGCAGAUUAUCGUCGAAAUGGUGUUGAACAACGAGCAGAAGGAGUAA